Messenger RNA from Chenopodium quinoa (quinoa), 2277 nucleotides. Its product is annotated as F-box/FBD/LRR-repeat protein At1g13570-like. NCBI's taxonomy places the organism in Eukaryota, Viridiplantae, Streptophyta, Magnoliopsida, Caryophyllales, Amaranthaceae. Gene Ontology annotation, molecular function: protein binding. Bases 511 to 1794 code for a protein of 427 amino acids. The record is from RefSeq and is a predicted model, not a curated record. The transcript is spliced from 5 exons.
AAGGUUGGGUUGUACUGUAUGAAGAAGAGAGAUGACGAUGGAAGAGAGAGAAGCCAUGCGCAAUUGAGGAGAGAGAAUGGGUGUUAGUGAGUAAAAAGAGAUUAGAAAAGUAAAAUAAAGGCUGAUGUAGACUGGUUAAGAAGAUGAGACCAUGAUCCAAAAUAAAUAGUGCAAAAAAUAAGGGACUACUACCACUUUUGGCAAAUGGGGCAAAAAUAAAGGAAUGGAGGGAGUAUUUAUUUUUCCUUUUGAACCUUUCACGAUUACGCUGCACCCCCUUCGGCCCUUCACCCUUUCUAUCUCUCUCCUUCAUUGAAGCUUACUUUGAAUUCUCCAUAGAAAUGCCUACUGAUCUAUCUCUCCUGAAGUAACUUUGAAAUAGAACUGCUGUAUUUACUUCACUUUAUGUCCAUGCUGCUGUAGAAUUUGGAAUCGAUAAGCAUUGAAAUGGAAAAGGGAUCACCAAGCUUGCUUAGAAUAUUUCAUUAGGCGAUUGCUUAUUGCAACACUAUGAGAAGAAGACUACCGCCCAAGGCGCUGUGCAACAUGCAGAAUCAAUCAGAUAGACUAAGCAACUUACCAAGCCAUAUUGUUGAUGGGAUUCUGUCUUGGUUGUCCAUUAGAGAUGCAGUUAGGACUAGUAUUUUAUCGAGCAAUUGGAGGUACAAAUGGGCUAGUCUACCAAAUCUCAUAUUUGACAAGGACUGCUGCCCAUCUAAUGAUCAAGCUAUAGCCAAGAGCAAACUUAUCAAUAUCAUUGAUCAAGUUUUGGUACUUCACACUGGCAUAAUACAGAAGUUCAAGCUAUCCCAUAAAGAUCUUCAAGCUGUCGCUGAUAUUGACCGAUGGAUUCUAUAUGUAUCUAGAAGCCCUAUUGAAGAUUUUGUACUUGAAAUUUGGAAGGGUCAGAGGUACAAAAUGCCUUCUUCUUUGUAUUCUUGUGAGCACUUGCUUCAUCUGGAGCUGUUCAACUGUUUGUUAAACCCACCACCAGUUUUCAAAGGUUUUCCAAACUUAAGGAGCCUUGAUCUUCAGCAUAUUACCAUGACAGAAGACGCGUUCAAGAAUCUGAUUGCGUGGUGUCCCUCACUAGAGAGGUUGACAUUGAUGAACUUUGAAGGUUUCUUCAAUCUCAAGAUUAAUGCUCCUAAUCUUCAGUUCUUUGACAUUGGAGGUAAUUUUGAAGAUGUUACUUUUGAGAAUACCAACAUGCUGUCUAUAAUUUCAAUUGGUUUAUAUAUCAAUGUUGAAACUGAAUUUAAUGGAAGACAAAACCAUCCAAGCAACAUGUUGAAUUUUUUUGCCUGCCUUCCUCAUAUACAGAGGCUUGAGGUCCAAAGUUACUUCUUAAAGUAUCUAGCUCAUGGCAAUGUGCCAAGUAGACUACCAGUUCCAUGUCUUGAUCUGUACUAUCUCUCCAUCCGUAUCAACUACUAUGAUAUCAAGGAAAAUAAGGCAGCUUUUUGUCUGUUUAAAAGCUCUCCAAAUUUGUCUGAACUUGAGAUGCUGGCUAGGUAUGAGGAGGAAUCUAUUGCAAAAACAGGAACAACCUUUUGGGAGGAGAAACUUCAGGCCGAUUGCGUGUUUCACCAGCUUCGAGUAGUUAGAAUUAUCGAUAUUUGUGCGACUAAACCAGAGCUAGAUUUUGUGAAGUUUCUGCUUGCAAAUUCUCCUGUGCUUGAGAAGUUGACUGUUAAACCGAAUAGUGCUGAUGGAGGACUGGAAUUGCUUAAAGAGCUGGUGCGGUAUAAGCGAGCUUCUGUACAGGCAGAAGUCAUUUAUAUGGACACCUAGAUUGUGAUUUGUGAAAGAUCUAUGUACAUACUUUUGUAAAUAGAUAGUAACUUUCGCUUGAAUUUCAAGCAUAGAAAGAAAGCAAAAAUCUAAGGCCAGCAACAAACUUGUUGACCAUGGCAUCGUAGCCCCAAUGAUUGUGGUGCUGACUUGUAGCAUGGUUGAAGGAAGUUGCUCUUAAAGUCGGGAACUGUAGCUUUACCCAGCCAUGAACAUGGCUCAAACGGGUAUCAAGGUUGUGGGGAUGGGAUUUAGUUUUAGCAUCAAACUCUCAAACCUGUUGGUGUGGAUAGUUGUCGAUCAGUCCAGUUUUUUUUAAGCCAUAGACAUGUUCAUACAUGAUAUUAUUUGGCAUAUGUUGUAAUCAAUUACUAUAUUAUCUAGAGGAUCUUCUUUGAAAGAGUAUCCAGGGAGAGAAAAUGGAAGAAAAUCACAAAACAUGGAUUUUGGUUUUUGUUGAUCUAAUGGAAAUUUAGUCUUCAU